Molecule: messenger RNA, 2952 nt
Organism: Penicillium atrosanguineum
Lineage: Eukaryota; Fungi; Ascomycota; Eurotiomycetes; Eurotiales; Aspergillaceae
Exons: 1
Coding region: 1-2952 (983 amino acids)
Source: RefSeq, a predicted model, not a curated record
AUGCCGACAUUCUGUGGUUGCUGUUUUCUCAUGGACCAAAAGUGGCAGUAUCUGCCUCAAGUUGCCCUGGAAGCCCAUGCAACAAUCUUAUCCUCUGCUGCACGAACGACUCUUACCCAGACAUUCACGAAUCCAUCAAACCAGGUCCUUCAAGAGGUUUCUUACAAGUUUCCUCUUUACGAUGGCGUUAGUGUUGUCGGUUUUCAGUGUCAGGUCGGCAACCGCCUCCUCCAUAGCAAAGUGAAGUCAAAGGCGCAGGCCAGCGCUGAUUACGACCAUGCCGUGGCAAAUAGGCAGUCGGCAGCUAUCAUGGAGCACGCGACCCAAGAGAACGAUGUAUUCGUCAUUCGAAUCGGUAAUGUGCAUGCCAACGAGAUAAUCACCGUUGACAUUACCUUCAUUGGCGAACUCAAGCAAGAUGCUCAAAACGAUGCAGUUCGCUACACACUACCCAAUUCUAUCGCACCUCGUUACUCAAAUGGAAUCAGUCUUUUUGAUAUACACUCGUCAUCCUUUUUCCAUGGUAGCUCCCCGGCACAGCUUCAAGGAAUUUCCAUCACAGUCGAUGUGCAAAUGGAGAAAAACUCCAUCAUCCGGGAGCUGCAGUCUCCAAGUCACUCUAUCAAAACCUUCCUCGGUCGGACAUCUUCCACGCCCAAGGAUAGCUUUUCAUUUGAGCCAUCUUAUGCAUCUGCCACUCUUCAACUCGCCAAGGACAACCAGCCUUUGCUGGAGCGCGACUUUGUUCUGGUUGCCAAAGCCGAUGGACUCGAUAAUCCUCGUGCAUUGCUGGAGACUCACUCAACUAUUCCAGGACAGCGUGCCUUGAUGGCUACACUUGUCCCAAAAUUCAACCUGCUCCCUGCCCAGCCAGAAGUCGUCUUCGUGAUUGACCUCAGUUGUAGCAUGCAUGAUAAGAUCAGCACCCUUCAGUCCGCUUUGAAGAUUUUCUUGAAGUCUCUGCCGCUUGGGAUCUGCUUCAACAUUUGCUCAUUUGGAAGCUACCAUUCCUUCUUAUGGCCAAAAAGCAAAAUCUAUGACAAUUCGAGCUUGCAACAGGCUCUACUCUACGUCGCCAGCGUGGCUGCUAACAUGGGUGGCACAGAGAUGCAGCCAGCAGUCGAGGCUGUUGUGAACAACCGUCUCAAGGACAAAGACCUGGAAGUUCUCCUACUCACCGAUGGGGAGAUCUAUAACCAACAGUCUUUCUUUACCUUUGUCCGUAACGCCGCCGCCGAUAAUACUGCGCGCUUCUUCUCCCUCGGUCUCGGGGAUGCAGCCUCCCACUCCCUUAUCGAAGGAGUUGCAAGAUCUGGCAACGGAUUCUCGCAGUCGGUCCUUAAUGGCGAAGAACUCGAUCGAAAGUUGGUCAGAAUGCUGAAGGGAGCUCUCACGCCUCACAUCUACGACUACAAGCUUCAUGUGGAGUAUGAUAUCGUGGUUGGUGAUGAUUAUGACGUUGUGGAGAACAUUGAUCACCCCAUGCAGGACUCUGAGACCGAGAUUGAGGAUGAACACCCCAAAGCUCAAGCCCUUCAGGGACCCAUUUCGCUAUUUGAUGACAACUACAAGGAAUCUGACGCAGAACUUGGAGCCACCCGAAUCCCAGCUGACAUAACUCUUCCCAAGCUGUCACCUCCCAAGGAUCUUCAAGCUCCAUACAAGAUCCCCCCUCUCUACCCCUUCAUCCGGAGUACAGUCUACCUCCUUCUGAACCCCCAGUCUGCUGAUUCUGUCCCCAAAUCACUCACAUUCAGCGCCACCUCCAGGCAGGGACCACUGCAGCUACGCAUCCCCAUCAGUGACUUCGGUAAGGGCGAGACCGUUCACCAACUUGCAUCCCGCAAAGCAGUUAUCGAACUCGAGGAACUGCACGGCUGGCUGGAACAAUCGAAGGACUCAAAGGGAAAUCCAUUUACUCAAUUUCACUCUGAUACACAGAGACGACUCGCCAUCCGCGAAUGCCAGGCUCUGGGAAUCAAAUACCAGGUCACAGGCAAACAUUGUUCGUUCGUUGCUUUGGAAGCUAGCUCUACCUCUAAAAAUGAUCAAAAGAAGCAGCCGGUAGAGUUUGAAGCCGAGACCAUUCAUCAAGGUGCGUACCAGGGGGUUCGACAGCCAAUGUUCUCCUCGCUCUUCGGAGGUGGUGGGAGUGCUCUGCAGUCUAGAGCACCCACACCGAUGAUGCACGGUGCCUCCUUGUUUGGUCAACCUACUUUUGGUUCUUGCUUCGGAGUCCCCUCAGUGCAAUCCCACAGUGGGUCCGCCGGUGCAACUCCUUUUGGCAGUGCAACUUCUUUUGGCAGUGCAGCUCCACCGGCACGAUCGGUAGGCCUUCUCGGCCAAGCACAGCAAGAACAUGCCUCAGCGGCUGGUACCUCUCUUUUCGGUAGAACUAAUGUGCCUCAAAUAGGCAAUCAAUCUGGCGGAAGUUUUCCAACAGGUUCCGCUAAAGCAGGCAGACUUUUCGGCGGAAGCACCCAUGCACCUCCCUCAACUGGCUCAUUCCCAGGUAAUCCUUUCAACAGACCGGCUCCUCACCCCGCACGAUCCUCGGGUGGCCUAUUCGGCGCAAGCCAGCCAGGUAAUGCAGAUGCUGGUACUAACCAAUCCAAAGUCUCUUCCCUGAUUGACCUGCAAACCUUCCAAGGAAACUGGGAACUCAACCAGGAACUCUGUACUCUUCUUGGCUGUGACCUGGACCUUGUGUACAACAGAUUCCUCAGCCUCAUCCAAAAAAAACACGCCACCGCUAAUCUUACCAAUGCCCUUGCUACCAUCAUGGCAAUGGGAUUCGUAGAGCUCAACCAUGCUGACUCAAGAAGCGUCUGGGAGCUUGUCUAUGACAAGGCUGAGAACUGGCUGAACAACACUCUGCCUGGGCUAGGUAUGGCUGGUGCUUUUCUUGACGCACACAAGGUCCAGAUCAACUCUCCAGAAUUUCUCAGGUAA